AAAUCAUUAAAAUAAUGACCAAAUAUAUAAACUGAACCUGAUGCUAUAGUAGAAUCGAUCAAAUUUACUGAGCCUAAUAGAAAGAGAAAAAAAAGAACCCUUUACAAAGCUCAUCAAGUAAAAAAAAAGAAGAAAAGCAACCCUAAGUCUAAAAAUUCAUCAAAUAGUAUCACUUACAUUACCUCAUAGGGAGAAAGAAAAGACUAGUGGUUAAGAAGGUGAAACAAAAACUACCGAAGCCAAAUCAAAGUUCAAACAUAAGAGAUUGGAAAAAGCAGUUGCCUUGCCAUUGUCUACAACCCACAAACAAACCCUUCUCUUCUGCACCAUUAAGAAAGUUUUAUAUCUUCAAACCCCUUAUAGUAAGCUCCUCUAUUACUUUCCUCUCUCCCUCUCUCUCUCUCUUUCUUUAUACCAUCUUUAACUAUCCCUCAUCUCUUCACAAGCUUCUCCAUUAAUUUAUCUUCAAAGCAAGAACAAGAAGAACAGAAAAGUAAAGGUUGGCCUGAGGAGUUCUUCAUAAGAAUGGGAAGAGGGAGAAUUGAGAUCAAAAGGAUUGAGAACUCAAGCAACAGGCAAGUGACUUACUCAAAGAGGAGAAAUGGGAUUAUAAAGAAAGCUAAGGAGAUCACAGUUUUAUGUGAUGCUGAGGUUUCUCUGAUUAUCUUUGCUAGUUCUGGCAAGAUGCAUGAGUAUUGUAGUCCUUCUACUACGUUGGUUGACAUGUUGGACAAGUAUCAUAAGCUGUCUGGUCAGAGGUUGUGGGAUGCAAAACAUGAGAACCUAAGCAAUGAGAUUGAUAGAGUCAAGAAAGAGAAUGACAACAUGCAGAUUGAGCUCAGGCACCUGAAUGGAGAGGAUAUCAGUUCUUUGAAAUACCCAGAGCUCCAGGCCUUAGAGGAUGCCCUUGAAACUGGCCUUGCUGGUAUUCGUAACAAACAGAUGGAGUACUACAAGAUGAUGAAGAGAAAAGAUAAGAGUUUGGCGGAUGAGAACCAGCACUUGAGCUUCAUUCUGCAUCAACUAGAAAUGGAAACAAAACAGACUGUGAGGGAGAUGGAAAAUCCUUAUCUGGUUUCCUCACAGCAUCAACUACAAAUGGAAACGAAACAGAAUAUGAGGGAGAUGGAAAACCCUUAUCAUCAACAAAGGGUGAGAGACUACAAUUCCCAGGUGCCUUUUGCCUUCAGGGUGCAGCCUAUUCAGCCAAAUCUGCAGGGGAGGAUGUAACAUUAUUAUAUUUAUAUAUAAUCUUAAAUUACUGUUGAAGAUUUCCACAAGAGAUGUGAUCUCAAGCUAGCUAACUGGCUUGUAUUAAGUUGUUGUCUAAGUAUUACUUGUUUAAGGUCAGGAUGAUCCUCUAUCUAUAUGAAUGCUAGUUUAUUUGAGUGUUUUUUUAUAUAAGAAUUCACAAUGUUUGUCA
Messenger RNA from Ricinus communis (castor bean), 1423 nucleotides. Its product is annotated as agamous-like MADS-box protein MADS9. The record is from RefSeq and is a predicted model, not a curated record. The transcript has 7 exons. Bases 526 to 1230 code for a protein of 234 amino acids. NCBI's taxonomy places the organism in Eukaryota, Viridiplantae, Streptophyta, Magnoliopsida, Malpighiales, Euphorbiaceae. Gene Ontology annotation, cellular component: nucleus. Gene Ontology annotation, biological process: positive regulation of transcription by RNA polymerase II. Gene Ontology annotation, molecular function: DNA-binding transcription factor activity, RNA polymerase II-specific; RNA polymerase II cis-regulatory region sequence-specific DNA binding; protein dimerization activity.